UUUCACCACAAGGAUAUGCGCAUGUCUCAGCACCCAACGGAGACACGAUUGAAGUAGAUGCGUUUGCACAGCUACCAACGCUUAAAAUUGACACUGAGGAAGAAGCGAUAAAGAAGAAAAAGGAGAAAAAGAAGGAGACGAUGUGCAGGUCGAUGUGCGGAUGAGAGCGGGAGAGUUGUACCAUGGUGGGAGGAGUGGGAGAUGGGGGAAGAACAAAGAGGACUUAGUUUUGAUCUGGUGGGAGGGUAAGUGCUUCUGCUGUCUCCUGAUGGAGAGUAUGAUCCCAUGGUUUGCAGGAUGAGCUAUCGCGAUCGAAUUCAUCUCGCCGCAGAGGAUUUUAGGCUGGGUCGGACAUGGCCUGCUCAGGGUGUUAGACCAAUCUGGGAUCGUUUCAGACUCUACAUUGGUUUACUCUCCAGCAUGCCUGUGUAUUGCAGGGCCAAAGCACAAAAAGGCAAUCCGACCAUUCCAUAUGAUCGAGAUGAUGCAGAAGAGGUCGAAGGGGAAAUUCCAAAAGCUCACCAAACCCAUACGCCCUCUCAAGUAAGCAUGUCAGAUGCAACGUAUGCACUGACAUCGACCGUUCAAGACACCCUUGAGCAAGGCUUCCAGCCUGGUAAAUCCACCCUCCUCAAUUUUGAUGACCCCACCAGCACAGAACGUGUUCGCCUUGAUGCAUUCAUAACUUCCAUCUCUAAAGGCACCAAAAUCUUCCUCAGCUCGUAUCUCCGUGAAACGGGUCUCAUAUGGACUGAAUCCAAUCUCUUCGUUGCACCUAUGCUCCUGAGAUUCUUCUUCAAGUUUUUGAAACGUACGGGCGUAUUCUGGGAUUCGGAAGAGAGGAUGGGACAGGAGGUGGAGAAUGCAAUUAGAAUCGCAGAGAAGGCAGUAGUGGAGUUGCCAAUCACAGCAAGGCUUGGGAGAGCAGUUCCGGGUAAGGUGGAGAGUGGAUUUGUGGGACUUUGGGGCAGGAAGUGCACUGGAGUGAGUAUGACUGUAACAUCGGGGGCGGGUGACUCGCCAUCGCCAGAAACCGAUGAAACAAUCAGAGUGGACUCUGUGGACACCACCACCAAAGAUGAUGACUCAUGGAUGGACCCCCCCUCUCCGACGCUCUUCCAGAUCCUAGGACCAACAGCACUCCCUCUUGCGUAUAUCACCACUAUUAUCGAGACAGGAACCAGGAGGAUCCGAGAGGUGGUGAUGCCUGGUUCGCAGUCAUUGGAGCCUGUGGAGUCGGCAUUGGCAGCAGUGCAGAAGGAAGGAGAAAAUGCGGCAAGGUACGGUCUGGAGGAAGCCCUUGAGACCGGGUUUGCGAUGAUCAUUCUGGAACCUUGGGUAUCCUCGGAGGACGAGGUAGAGGAUACAUCUGAGAUCGGGAGGCCGACUGUGGGGUGCACAGUUUGUGAUGUGCAUUCAUCCAUUGGGAUGGAGUCUGGAGAUGGGGCCAGAGUGGCCUCAAAAGGGACAAAACUGCCUCUGGCCCAAUGUCACCAUAUCCAUGCACAUGAUCCAUACACUGACGUGAUAAAUGUCCUUGUUGAUUUGGAAAAUGUGGGAUUGUUGAAGGAGGGGAUGGGGAUUUAUGGAACAUGGGUGCAGUUGAGGAGAAUAGAAAAAAUGAAUUCAGAUGGCAUAGUUAUGGGAGAGGGUGGGAACAGAAGAGAUUUGGGGUAUUGGUACAUUGAAGACUUGACAGCUGUCUUCCCAAGCUUUCACACUGAAGGUGAUGGUGUACUUGGGGGGUAUCAGGAGGGAGAAUUUGGUGGUGAAGAUGGUGGAGAUGACUUGUACUGAUGUAGACAGUAUGGAAAGCCAGACUACUGCAUUCUUUGUACAUUAGUGGUGUUCACAAUCAUGUGAUUUAUCCACUGUUUCCUGGCCAUGAG
This is a messenger RNA of Pisolithus orientalis, 1889 nucleotides long. RefSeq lists its product as uncharacterized. The transcript is spliced from 2 exons. Lineage: Eukaryota; Fungi; Basidiomycota; Agaricomycetes; Boletales; Pisolithaceae. The record is from RefSeq and is a predicted model, not a curated record. The coding region runs from base 286 to 1797 and encodes 503 amino acids.